Adineta steineri is the source of this 255-nucleotide messenger RNA. The record is from the annotation of a GenBank genome assembly. Lineage: Eukaryota; Metazoa; Rotifera; Eurotatoria; Adinetida; Adinetidae.
AUGGUUAAUCGUCGAAAUCAUACAAAGAAAAACUCCUCUACACAACCAAUUAAUCAAUCGACAUCAUCAUCAUCAUCAAAAAUUUUACAUGUUGUUCGACAAGCAUUACUGAAUGCUGCUGAAGAACUUAUUUCCCAACAAGAAAAUCAAUCAAUACCAUAUGAAACAUUAAAUGUAAAUAAUAAUGAUUUAAAUGAAAAUGCAAAAAAAAAGAAAAAAAUUGUUAAAAAAAAGAAAAAUAAUCGACGUAAAUAA